Molecule: messenger RNA, 1275 nt
Organism: Lycium ferocissimum
Lineage: Eukaryota; Viridiplantae; Streptophyta; Magnoliopsida; Solanales; Solanaceae
Product: BURP domain-containing protein 17-like
Exons: 3
Coding region: 114-1073 (319 amino acids)
Source: RefSeq, a predicted model, not a curated record
AAAUGCCCUUGCUUUACCCUUAUAAAUAGGACAGCAUUUUGCAUCAGAGUUCCUCACGAGCCUAGCUCUUAAUCCUUUGGCAAUUAAUUCUACUGAGUUCAGUUACAACUUCAAUGGAGUUGCAUCACCAUUACUUCUUCAUACUUCUUUCUCUUGCUUUUAUAGCAAGUCAUGCAGCUAAUUUAUCUCCUGAGGUGUAUUGGAAAGUCAAGCUACCCAACACUCCUAUGCCCAGACCCAUUAAGGAUGCUCUACACUAUUCUGCACUCACCGAGGGCGAUGUUCCAAAAUUACGCCAACCAUAUGGAGUGGGUUCAUCAAGCAGCCACAGAGGCGAUGUGGGAGUGGGUUCGUGGUAUAAUAGUGCUACAAAGAAAGAUGUUAAUGAAAACCUCCCAGUCACCCCUUACUUUUUUGAAACAGAUUUACAUCAAGGGAAAAAGAUGAAUCUUCCAUCUCUCAAAAAUUAUAAUCCAGCUCCCAUUUUGCCUCGCAAAGUUGCAGAUUCCAUCCCCUUCUCAUCAGACAAAAUUGAAGAAAUUCUAAAUCACUUUUCCAUUGAUAAGGACUCAGAGGGGGCUAAACUGAUCAAGAAAACUCUCAAAAUGUGUGAGGAGCCUGCGGGUAACGGAGAGGUGAAAUAUUGUGCCACUUCUUUGGAAUCAAUGGUUGAUUUCGCCUCAUCUUACUUGGGAACAAACAAUAUUGUAGCAAUUUCCACUGUAGUAGAGAAUGAAACUCCAGAGGUGCAAGCAUAUACCAUCGAAGAAGUGAAGGAGAAAGCAAAUGGCAAAGGUGUGAUAUGCCACAAAGUGGCUUACCCGUAUGCGAUACAUUAUUGCCACAGUGUAGGAAGCACAAGGACCUUUAUGGUCUCAAUGGUGGGUUCUGAUGGAACAAAAGUUAAUGCAGUAUCAGAGUGUCAUGAGGAUACUGCACCCAUGAACCCUAAGGCAUUGCCUUUUCAAUUGCUCAACGUUAAGCCAGGAGAUAAACCUAUUUGCCAUUUCAUAUUGGAUGAUCAGAUUGCCUUAGUUCCUUCUCAAGACGCAACUCAAGUGGCUGAAAACUAAUAUGGAGAAAGUUCAGUCAUCUUAUGUAAUACUUAUAUAGUUGCAGCGCUUUGCAUAAUAAUAAAUGCCGUGAUGCAAGUACUGUUUAACUUUGUUAAUCACGGUUAAUCAAGUAUGAUGUAUGUAUGUGUUAAUGGAAGUAAUUGGUAUUUUAGUAUAUGUUAAUGUGUGUGUUAAUGGAAAUUACCGGGUUUUUGAAAAA